AUGAGGACGUUUGGCGCACUCACCUUUCUACUGUGCAUUAUCACAAUCGCAGCCGGAGCCAUUCCUAGUAUCUCCGAUUAUCCUCCUUGCGCAAUUACCUGCAUCGUUGAUGCCCUACCUCAGUCCCCAUGUACUGGUCUGAACCAGACUUGUCUUUGCGCCGACCCGGUCUUCAACGACAAUGUUGGGGCUUGUGUUAACUCUGGAUGCACAGUCAAAGAGGGCCUCAUCGUAGCAAAUAUGACCUGGGCAAACUGCGGCUUCCCGUUGACCGACCACACAGCGAUACCCCGAUUCCUCACAGGUACACUCUUCAUCUUACCAGUCAUCUUCAUGUGUAUACGGAUCUUGAACAAAUUUGUCAACCCAUCUCCUUGGGGCGCUGAUGACGUUUGCAUCUUCAUCGGGUUUGUAAGUCAGAUCCUGGACUGUCACGUCGCUGCACCGAUUCUGAUGUCCAAACAGGCAUGCGCGACGGCUUUGGUGCCUAUUGUGUAUCGAUUACUAGCUAUUGGUCUUGGGAGGGACAUCUGGACUCUCCAACCUUACAAAAUCACCGAGUUCCUCAAGAUUCUUUUUAGUACCCAGAUCUUCUACAUCACUGGCUUGAGUACCAUCAAAGCGUCCAUCUUAUUCUUCUACCUCCGUAUUUUUCCAUCUGUUCGCUUUCGCCGAGUAUUAUGGGCUACACAAGGUUUCAAUGCUUUGUUAUUAUUCUUGUACCUCAUUCUCACGUUCACUCAAUGUCGCCCACUCAACAAAUACUGGCUUGGAUGGGAUGGAGAACAAGCAGGCGUUUGCAUGGACUUCAACAAGCUUGUCUUGACUCACGUUGGCUUCAACAUUCUCUUGGAUAUUUGGAUGCUGGCCCUGCCACUCACACAGCUUUAUAAACUGAAUCUCGGAUUCAAGAAGAAAUUUGGGGUCAUCUUGAUGUUUUCUGUUGGAUUAUUCCUCACCGCAAUCAGCGCUCUCAGGAUUCAAGUCUUGGUUCACUUUGCGACCGCCAAUAACAUCACUUCUGAGGCCUUGUGGGUCUAUGUCUGGUCCCUUGCGGAACUUGAUGUUGGUGUUUUUGUUGCCUGUAUGCCUAGCGCAAGUCAACUCUGGAGAUGCACCUUCUCAAAGAUCAGAACGCUCUCACAUAGAUCUGAUGAAAGGUCUGGAUCAACCACUGAAAUGAUUCCGUCGCCAAAGAGGGCCAGUGCACCAAAGGCUCGGCACUUGUCUCUGGAGUCAACGUCGUCGAUAUUGAAUCGGUCCCCGGUCUGA
This is a messenger RNA of Colletotrichum tamarilloi, 1272 nucleotides long. RefSeq names its product CFEM domain-containing protein. Lineage: Eukaryota; Fungi; Ascomycota; Sordariomycetes; Glomerellales; Glomerellaceae. The record is from RefSeq and is a predicted model, not a curated record. The coding region runs from base 1 to 1272 and encodes 423 amino acids. The transcript is spliced from 7 exons.